UACCCUCCGCUUCACAGUAGACCAAUAGGGCUCUUAAGGCGACCGCCAACCCCGUCUUUCGACACUUCACAACACAGUCACAUCACAACACAGUCAGUCGACUCUACAAACAUGGGUAACUCUACAGGAUCCACCGUGGAAGAUCUCCAGGCCGUGGAGAAGCACCUCUGGUAUAAGAAGUUCAUGACAGAGUGUCCUUCAGGUCAGCUCACCCUGCAUGAGUUCAAGCAGUUCUUUGGGCUCCGGGGACUGGAUGCUGAGGCCAACGCCUACAUCGAGCAGAUGUUCCGCACGUUCGAUAUGAACAAGGAUGGCUACAUAGACUUCUUGGAGUAUGUGGCUGCUCUGAGUCUGGUGAUGCGGGGUAAAAUGGAACAUAAGCUCCGCUGGUACUUUAAGCUGUAUGAUGUGGACGGCAACGGGUGCAUUGAUCGAAGUGAGCUGCUAAACAUCAUAAAGGCUAUCCGCGCAAUCAAUGGGAAUGAAAACCAGGAAGUUGAUGCGGAGGAGUUCACCAACCGGGUGUUUGAUAAGAUAGAUGUCAACGGAGAUGGGGAGCUGUCUUUGGAGGAGUUUGUGGCGGGGGCUCACACUGACGAAGACUUCAUGGAAGUGAUGAUGAAGACCUUGGAUCUCACCCACAUAGUCGCCAUGAUCCACAAUCGGAGGCACAGUGUUUAG
This is a messenger RNA of Salvelinus fontinalis (brook trout), 681 nucleotides long. RefSeq names its product guanylyl cyclase-activating protein 1-like. Bases 112 to 681 code for a protein of 189 amino acids. The transcript has 4 exons. Gene Ontology annotation, molecular function: calcium sensitive guanylate cyclase activator activity; calcium ion binding. Lineage: Eukaryota; Metazoa; Chordata; Actinopteri; Salmoniformes; Salmonidae. The record is from RefSeq and is a predicted model, not a curated record.